Molecule: messenger RNA, 930 nt
Organism: Alternaria atra
Lineage: Eukaryota; Fungi; Ascomycota; Dothideomycetes; Pleosporales; Pleosporaceae
Exons: 1
Coding region: 1-930 (309 amino acids)
Cellular component (GO): nucleus; cytoplasm
Molecular function (GO): nicotinamide-nucleotide adenylyltransferase activity; ATP hydrolysis activity
Source: RefSeq, a predicted model, not a curated record
AUGACUGACAUGGCAUCACGAAUAGCCUCUUUGAGAGGGAUAUUACCUGAUCUGGAAUCUGCGCUGCAUUCUUUUACAUCAUCCCCCGCCAAAUUCCGUGUCGUACGGACUGUGAACGACACGCCGACACAGCCGAAGACGCUCUAUAUCCUCGACUCUUCCUUCAACCCGCCAUCAAUUGCCCACCUCACACUAGCGACGUCGGCCCUGAAGCAAUCCGCGCCUUUAGAAAAGAGCCCAUGUCGGCUACUACUACUAUUUAGCACGCACAAUGCAGACAAGGCACCGAGUCCUGCAAGCUUUGUGCAGCGCAUCGCUCUCAUGACGGUAUUUGCCGAGGACCUGUCGCGAAGUUUAAAGAGCGCGUCGCCUUCCGUGGAACAUGACGUGUCCAACGUGUCAAUAGACAUUGGCUUGACCAAAGAGCCGUAUUACAGUGACAAGUCGGCUGCGAUAGCCGAGACUACACCCGCGUUUUACGCGUCGAAACCUAUUCACAUCCAUCUCGUAGGCUACGACACCUUAAUCCGCUUCUGCAACCCAAAAUACUACCCCAAGUAUGACCCGCCUCUCUCGGCGCUGAAGCCUUUCUUCGACGCUGGGCACAAACUGCGCGUAACCCAGCGACCGACGGACCCCAGCGACGAAUCGUCCAACGAAUUUGGUACAACAGAGGAACAGGCGAAAUACCUGCAGGACCUGAAAGACGGCAAUCAGGAGAAGGCUGGCUUUGAGCCUGCUUGGGGCAACAACAUCAACAUGGUGCAAGCUGAGAAGGGCGUUGGUGUAAGCUCUACAAGAGUGAGAAAGGCAGCAAACGCAGGCAAAUGGGAUACAGUAGGGGAACUGUGUACUGAAGGCGUGGCUGCUUGGAUAAAGGACCAGGCCCUAUACAGCGAAGAUGCCAGCGGUAAAAAGAUGAUGGGCUGA